Molecule: messenger RNA, 7525 nt
Organism: Mycetomoellerius zeteki
Lineage: Eukaryota; Metazoa; Arthropoda; Insecta; Hymenoptera; Formicidae
Gene: RhoGAP19D
Product: Rho GTPase activating protein at 19D
Exons: 22
Coding region: 227-6958 (2243 amino acids)
Biological process (GO): signal transduction
Molecular function (GO): protein binding; phospholipid binding
Source: RefSeq, a predicted model, not a curated record
GGAAGAAGCCACGCUAUAAUGCAUCCCGGAACGGCGGACCGUCGCCGAUGCGUCGUUGAACGCUGUCGGACGUUUCUCCGGUCGCGCGAGGCUACGUCGUCAGUCUCUCAACGCAACGUCGUCGGACGCGGAUGAGAAGAGGCGCCCCGCGUCUUCGUGGGCCAGCGGAGGCGCUGCGAACAACUGCGAUUAGCGCGUGAUAUACUCUGCGCGAGGACAAGGUGCAAUGGCUGACGACCGAAAUAACCACCGGGGCUUCGUCAGGCAGCCGCACGGGGUAGGGCACUCGUCUCCACCACCACCAGCGCCGAAUUCGGGCCCUGGUUCAGGAGAUCCGACGUCUCCUAGAUCCGUUCAGAAGGAGAACUCGCCACCUCGUGGUCCUCGAACCCUCCUGCUUCGACGUAGCGAGAAUGGCUAUGGAUUUACGCUGCGACAUUUCAUCGUCUAUCCGCCCGAGUCCUGUCUAUCCUACAUGCUACCGGGACACGAGCGGACCAAGGUUGACGAGCCCAUGGACACGAUCUUCGUGAAGCAGGUGCGAGCAAAUUCGCCGGCGGCCGAGGCCGGAUUGCGCACCGGUGACCGCGUCGUCUCCGUCGACGGGACGCCUACUCGGGGCGAGCAGUACGCCAGCGUGGUACAACGCAUUCAACAAGCGGGACCGUGGCUGCGCCUCCUCGUGGUCUCCAAAGAGGAUGACAUUUUGCAGCGAUACUUUGGCGAGACGGCGCAUAAUCCUGAGACGAAUCAACGACCGCGGUUGCGUUCUCCGGAGAGGCUGUCGCAGAAGCAACGUAGGUCAAUGAGCAACAUGAUCCCGGGUGGAUCACCGAGAACGCGACAGUCUUGGGUUUGUACUCUACCAUCGUCCGAGAGUCCAAAUCAUCUCGAGGAAGCAAUGUGCAGGAUACCGCCAUCAACGAUGUCUCAAGUUCCGAUUGAAUCUCAGAUCGCGAGCGCAUUGCAGCAGCGAAGAGGUAUACCAGAAGCAAGCGCGUUAUACGAUCUUUCGGAGGAUUCUCGAGUUUCUGGAAGGAAGCUGCAAUUGCUGCACGAGGAUAACGUGCAAUCGAGCGGCCGAUUGUCCUUGGAUUCCAAGUAUGAUCUGUACGACAGGACGCGACCCGAAUCAGUAUACUCGCGGCCAAGCAACGAACAGCUCUAUGACAGAAUCAAUGAUCCGAUUUACGAGCGUGUGCGUGUCAGCGAGCAGCAUUAUUACCAACCGUCUUUGCUGCGUUAUCCGGUGUCGCAGGCAGAGCCACAGGUGCCGAUCUACCGGCCGAUCAAGCGAAUGGUGACGCGACGAGCCAGUGAGGGCAGUGGCAACACUCUCGAUUCCGAGACGGCGAGUUACGGCAGCAUCGACGCGCUGAGGUCAAGCGAAUCCAGCAGAUUGAGCAUAGAAUCGAGACGAGACUCGUCGCCCGCCGCUAGCAAGGAAAGUAUGUCUCCCUACGAUUCCAAUUCGACUCUGACCGGCAACGAGUGUUCUGAUGAUUCCGUCAUCAUGAACAGACUUCGUAAGAGCUUCGAGCAGAAGGCGGAAUUUCUGCGGCGACCGAGUCAUCCCAUCGGUUGGUCUCUCGACUCGGCGACAUCGCUACUGCCAAAUUUCAAUCAAGCCUCAGUGAUCCAGAGAGAAUUCUACGCGAGGCCACAAAAGCUGCAGAGACAGAUCUGGCCGCCCAGCCAGAAUGAGCAACAGCAGAGACAACAAUCUCCUACGAGAAGAUCUCAAGAGAGAAACGUCGUUACCAAGACCAUCACAAGUCUAGUGAACAAGCCGUCGAAUCAGAGUGUGCAGAGGAUAAAGGACGUGGAUUCUAACUCUGAGUAUUCAAAGUCGCGGAACGAUCAGCAAUUUGAGGACAAUCAGAUUAAUGUCGAAGAUCACUGUUACUCGUCAUCACUUCUCUAUGACAAUGAGCUCGCAAAAGAACAAUACCGAGGCACAAACAAAGGUAGUUUCGUCAGCAUCCUAUCAAGAAUACACGAGAAUAUUAGUACGAAUCAGCAACAGACAUCGCAAGAGACGCGAAACGGUUCCUCGUCACUACCAUCUUCCCCGGGGCCGGAUAAGAAAGCCAGUGCCGACAUCAGGUUUCCGGUACCGCCGCAGGGUCUACAGAUCGUUUCGAGACGCGCCAAACAGUUUGAGUCCGGUCGUUUGCUGAGUGACGAGGACGAGCCCGCGGGCGAUCGAACAAAUCUCUACAAGAGCGAGUUGUCCAGAUUGUCGAACAAGAGAAGUGUACCGAAUGUGGCUGUGCGAAAACGAGAGUUCGAAUCUAAAGCCGAAAAUCAGGACUCGAGAAGGCUACCGACCAGAGAAACAAAAUCUCUUGACACUGAUGUGCCUACUAUGGAGACAGAAUCAGUGCGUUUGAGAGCACGCAGCAACAGUGCGGAGUCCUGGGAAGCUACGAAUGGUCCAGCGGCACGAAGCAGCGCCAGGCAUACGUGGCAGACCGUCGAGGAGAAAGGUAGUACCGAGGACAACAGUAAAGCCUACCGUAACCAGGACAAUUAUUUGCAGUCGGCCAAACUGCAAAUCGCGCCAGUCAAUGGUUCUUCGCCCAACGGCUCGACCAAUAACGCCGCGGUACUUAGGCGACAGAAGAAUGCACAGAUCAGUGACGAGGAUCGUGCUACCAGACGGGUUUCGUAUCUGAAAGCGACGUGGGGCGAACGAAUGCAUGUCGAUAGUGAUUUGGAGCUCAGCGAUUCUGAACCUGUUCACAUUCACAGAAGUGCGCAUAGACGAUGGCGACCGCCGUUAUUUCCGAGCGACAUAACGCCCCUGCGACGCAUCUUUGAGGAUAUGACGCAGGCCGCGUCCUUACAUCGAAACUCUCAUCAUCGUAAUAGCAUUGCUGUGGCGCAUAAUACCUCAAACAGCUGCGACGAAACUGUAAAGGAUGUUGAACCAGUAGAACGGGAGGGAACACUUCAUGUUAAAUUCACAGUGCUCGAUGGCAAGCGAUCUACCGAUCGUUCCUGGAAGCAAGUUUGGGGUGUUCUUCGUGGUCCUAUAAUAUAUUUCUAUAAGGAUCGUCAUAGCCAGAGUCCUUCGUUGAGCACCGACAGCGAAACAAAUGCGGGACAAAGUGUCGACGUUAGAUGUUCCGUGGUUGACGUCGCUGAAGAUUAUACGAAGCGGAAACACGUGUUGCGAGUGGCAAAUCCUACGGCAGAGGUGCUUUUACAAACCGAGGAUGCAGCAUCCAUGGCUCUUUGGUUAAGGUCACUUCAUUCCCAUGCCGCUGCAGAAAAAUCAUCAGACGCUGUAUCUUGCACGUCGAAGCAGCAAGCCGUUCCGCAAACUCCCACAACUCCGAAUAGCAGCAUUCCUCCGAGUAAUAUCCAAAGAUUGAGUCCUCUGCCGAGCCACAAAGGCAUCAAGAAAUUAACGUCAUUUAGGAAUCGAUCGCCAACGGGUCAAUCGCCGGUGAACAAGACGCGCAAACCAAGUAAUCAGAUAGUGGAACCUUUACCAUCGCCUAAAUCGAAAACUUGGAAAGGAAGAAUGGCAAAACAAUUUAGGAGAAUGCACGGUCAAGCCGGUGGCGCGCCAUCCUCACCUACGGCGCAAUUACCACCAGAAGGGGCCACUUUCAAAGUACCUCUCGAACUUUGUCCGCCAUCCUCGUUCUCCGAGUACGUGCCGCUGAUUGUCGAGAUGUGCACGAGCAUUGUCGAGGCGAGAGGACUUGAGGUUGUGGGCAUCUACAGAGUGCCAGGAAACACUGCUGCGAUUGCCCAACUCACGGACAGUGUCAACAGAGGUUUCGAGAACAUCAACCUUCAGGAUCCGAGAUGGAGCGACGUUAAUGUAAUAUCGUCGUUACUAAAGUCGUUUUUCCGACAACUUCCUGAUUCCUUGCUCACAGCAGAGCUGUAUCCCAUGUUCAUCGACGCCGAUAAGAUAGAAGAUCCACAGAGGAGAAUGACCACGAUACGAAAAUUAUUACGAGAUCUUCCAGAACCUCACUUUGAGACGCUGAAGUUUUUAAUGCAGCAUCUAAAGAAGAUAGUAGAGCAUAGCGAGAUCAACAAAAUGGAAGCGAAAAAUUUAGCCAUUGUUUUCGGACCAACACUAGUGCGAGCAAGUGGUUCAAGAGAUAAUAUGGUCACUAUGGUCACCGAUAUGUCGCAUCAAUGUAGAAUAGUCGAGAGUCUACUGAAUAACGUCGAUUGGUUCUUUUCGGAGGACGAUCUAGACGAUUUAAGCAGAUUGAGCGUAAAUUUAAGCCUUCCAACCGACAGUUGCGAAGUUGAACCAGCAUCCAAUCAUAAUCUUUUAUUAAACAACAUUCAGAAAAUCGAAGGCAUGCGCGAUAUGGCAUCCGCUAGAGACAUCGUAUCUUCAAUUAUAUCCGCAGCUAAUAAAAAGAUACAAAGAAGACGAAAGAAUCAGGAUGAAAUUGACAACAAUGAACAUGAUAAGAUCAAGUCGAAGCAAGAAUCGGAGAAUUUGCCGACGAUUCGACAGAGUAUGGCCUUAAAUGAACGACAGUGUUCCGUCAGCGAAAUCGUGCAGAUGCAUGAGAGCAAGAGUCAAUCGAAUCAUUCUACGGAUCGUUCUCUGUCGGUUGACGCGAACAAUAGUGAUUUGUCACACAAAACGUCUUCGUUGAGUCGUGCCAAAUACGCGAUUCAAUCCGCACCUCCAUCUGUAGACUCUACGAGAUUGUCGAUUGACACUGGUCUAAGUUCAGCGGAAACGAGCUCCACUGUGUCCAGCAACGCAUCUAAUCAGACGAAGCAAAGUAACGACGAAGUAACGAUUUUAACGUACGCCGGUUUAAGCGCGACCACGCAGGAGAGAGUACGACGAUUCGAGGAAGAAACGAAAGCGAUGCUGCAGAGAGAUCAGCAUCGACAGAAGCUCGAAGCUGAGAAAAGGGAGGAGGAGAAACGAAGAAUUGAGAUAGAGUGGCAAUUGGCGAAACGAGAGAUGGAGAAUGACGAUCUGCUCGAUAGUAUAGUUGACACUACGGUAUCGCCAAGUCUCUUAUCAGAACGUCUCUCCGGUUUAAACGAGAGACUUGCCGAUAAAUCAUUAAUAAAUCUGCCUGAAAAACAUGGCAGGUCGCGAUCGACCACGAGACCACCGCUAUCCAUAGCCGUGCAACAACAUCCCACGAUACAUAAAAAAACCCAAGCUAGCAAUCAACUAACUAGCAUACUAGGGGAAAAGAUGAACAACGGCGUCAUUAAGAAAUUUAAGACGGAUAAGGAUCCGUCGAUGGAGUCGAUUUGUUUACCGCCAGUUCGAUACGGAAGUCUGGACUCUUUGCACGAAGUUCACAAUUUCUCGCAGUCCUCCCCGUCACCAUCGCAGCAGCAACGAGGUGUUCCCGGCGACGGCUCGGAUGAUGCAGGAUCUUGUUUUCUGCAGUGGACACAGAAGAUACUCACUAUUAACAAAAAGCUUUCUAGGCACACAGCAAGCCCGGGUUUUUGGUGGUACAUAUCGUCCCACCUAUACGGUACCGCAGGUCCCGGUAGCGCCGCCCCGAAGACACCGAUCCAGUCGCCAAUGCCAAUGCCCGUGCCCGUGUCAGUACCAUCAGCAGGAGCAACAGCAUCAACAACAGCAACAGCAGCCGCAGCAGCAGCAGCAUCAUCGCUGGCAACUGUUGUCGCGUCUGCAGCCGCAUCAUCGGCGACCAACGAGCCCACCACCACCGCCAAGACUCUAAACCGAUUCCUCCGAGGUAGCGACCUUCUAACGAGCCUCACGACUACGUUCGAUCGCAAGUGGAGGUCCCUCGUCAAUCAGUCAUUUAAUCAAACACAGCCUCCUCCGGAAUCCACAGCCUGCAACAAGGACGACAUUACAGUGCAGGAACAUCCAGUGCAGAAGUCGAGCACGUCCUUGAGAUUCAAAUAUCCGUCUGCCGAAGCUUAUCGCGAUCCAAGUCUUCAUAAAUCGCUCGACAAGAGUCACCUCUCUCGCUUAAAGGAUGACGUUCCUGAAAAGGACACCGACUCAACGGUAGCUGAUGACAUGCCGCAUCCUUUAGAAUCCGUCACGCCAAACAAUGACCGCGGCGCGAACGACAAGCAGAGAUUGGAAACGAAAUCUACGACAAAUCACACGACGGAAAACGAAGAUCAAAAAAAUGUGGACGAGGGGGACGAUCGUCUGCGUUUGGGAAACCCGAAACGAUACGAACUGGCGAACGAAAAGAAUCUUCAGGAAAGUAAAUCGGAGAACAACGACAUUAGUGUAAAGGUGGAGGAUAACAGUAGGAGUCAUCAUUACGAGACCGGAGAUUCCAGUUACUCCAACAAACUGAAAAAAUUUGAGAGCUUGACAAAUUGUCAGGCGAGGUCUCGCCUAAAACGGUCGGAGUCUCUGAAUAAGAGAACAUGCGAGAACACCACAUCGCGAUUAAAAAGAUCGGAAAGUUUAAAUAAACACUCAACCGAGAGGCUAUCGCCGCUCAAGCGAUCCGAGAGUUUAAACAAACACUCUGAUAGAUCGGAGUCGCCGGGCAGUAAACUAAAACGCUCGGAAUCGCUGACGAAGACUGAGAAGACUGAAUGCAAUAUCAGCAAGCGGCGACAAUCGGUGCGAAAAGAAAGCGCCACGAAAUUAAAGCGGAAGAACGGGAUGUCGGAACGAUCGAUCAAACGAAGGCACACUGUCGGCAGCACUAAGGAUUUUGACAAGGUGCAUUGGCUCGAUAAUAAACUGCAAUCGGAGGCCGAGCGAGUCAUUAGAAGCGACUACAGACCGAAGAAGAGCCAGCUCAGAACCAGCUCCCCCGAUCUCAGCACCAAUCGAGUUGGCAUGGCUGACACGAGCUUUCUGAUCGAGGUGAGCUUUCGUGGACCCAGUAACGUCGUCUUCAACGUAACCAACGCCGCUCGGCCGCAGUCAUUGCCGGAUGCGAGUCUCGCAUCCAAGGUUUUCAAGGUGCCCCUCGAGAGUCACGUAUAAUAUACACUCGAAUAAGUCACUUGAUAUAUUUCUAUAUUCACCUCUGAAUACAUGCACGCGGUGCUGUUGUCAUAUCUAUAUCUACCUGCCAUCAUUUUUAAUACUUCUACCGGUUUAUAUUAUAUAUAAACGGAACUAUAUCAGAUUUUUAUAUACCCCAUAAUAAUUGGAUCGCAUCUAGGUUUGUUUCGCCGGAAACGCUGACAUUCAUUAAUCGCCAGUGUGCCAAAAAGCUAUCAUUCUAUGAAUCAUUUAUCGUUAAUCGUUAGUCGAAUGAUACUAUCGAAGAUUCAGGCUAGAUGGAUUAGAUAAAGGAGAAGAUAUCUAUCUUCACGUUCUCUGCACCGCAAUGUUUUAAUCUUUAAUUGAGUUUAAUGUUUAACAUCAAAUCGUUACAAUGAUCGAAAAUCGUUCUGGUUUAACGAACCGGAAACCAUUAGACUCUUUUUCUUUAAAGAAAAAGAUAAAUACAUUUUACUGAUCUGCGGAUAGCAAAAAUGGAGCUAAUCUGCAUUGAGGCAACGUAAGAAAGUUAUUUAGUGAUUAUAUAUUGCAUGUGGUAUCUGC